This is a messenger RNA of Drosophila takahashii, 1423 nucleotides long. RefSeq names its product G-protein coupled receptor dmsr-1. Gene Ontology annotation, cellular component: plasma membrane. The record is from RefSeq and is a predicted model, not a curated record. Lineage: Eukaryota; Metazoa; Arthropoda; Insecta; Diptera; Drosophilidae. Gene Ontology annotation, biological process: G protein-coupled receptor signaling pathway. Gene Ontology annotation, molecular function: G protein-coupled peptide receptor activity.
CUGAUUUUUAGGCCUACAACACAAAUAAAGAGUAAGUACCAGGCUACAAUGAUGCAGGAAACCAACAGUCACAUGGGUCAAACCCCCUUGCAUCAUUCGGUGCCAUUCAACGAUUCGGUUUUAAAGGACCAAGGACUAACCAGCACGGAUAUCGAUAAGUUCGUCCAGCUAUGGAAGCAAUACCAGAUGAAGAACAUGUCCGCCCAGGUGGACGAGUGCCAGGGCUAUUGUCAGGGGGAAAUCUACAACUGGCUGCGAGCCUACAACAGCAUCCAUGGAUAUGUUUCUCUAAUGAUUUGCAUAUUCGGGACAAUAGCAAACAUCUUGAACAUAAUGGUCCUGACCAGAAAGGAAAUGGCCAAGACGCCCAUAAAUAAUAUCCUCAAGUGGUUGGCGGUGGCCGAUAUGUUUGUGAUGCUGGAAUAUAUACCCUACACGUCCUAUCAGUACAUCUAUAUGCGACCAGGUGAAAAGGAUCUGAGCUACACCUGGGCCGUUUGUCUUCUGAUCCACAUGCACUUUACCCAAAUUUUGCAUACUAUUUCCAUUGGAUUGACCGUCACCCUGGCGAUUUGGCGAUAUGUGGCCAUCAGACAUCCUAAUGGGGGCUGUGCCAACUUCCUGCUCGCACAUUCCCGGGAGGCGAUCCUCCUGCCCUUCGUCCUGUCGCCGAUCCUCUGCCUGCCCACGUACUUUGUGUUCCAGGUGCGAGAGACAUACGACGUGGACAAUGUCAACUCGGAGGCCAUGUACCACGUCUACUUCGAUAAGAAUUCGGUGCUCUACAGGUUUAAUUUCUGGAUACAUUCCGUGCUCAUCAAACUUUUGCCCUGUGGCAUAUUGAUCGUGAUCAGUGCAGUGCUCAUGCACGUUCUGUGCGAGGCCUCGAGACGUCGCUUGAAGCUGAGAGACUACAAUAAUCCCGCCAAAUAUGCCAUCCAGCUUAAUCUGAACGAAUCCAAGUCCAAGAAGCCACCGCGCUGUGAUCGUCGAAAUGAUCGCACUACCCUCUUAUUGGUGGCAGUACUGGUUUUGUUUCUGAUCACCGAAUUCCCGCAGGGAUUAUUGGGCCUGCUGUCCGGAGUGAUGGAGAAGUGCUUCUUUGCCCACUGCUAUCCGCCAUUCGGGGAACUGAUGGAUCUGCUGGCCCUGAUCAACGCAGCCGUGGGAUUCGUGCUGUACGGACUGAUGUCGAAACAGUUCCGAACCACCUUCCGAUCGCUUUUUAUGAAGCGGCACUUUGGCAGCACCGAGAUGACGCGCUUGACCCGGGUCACCACGACUUGCGUUUAAAUUGGUUUGAAAGGAAGGGAAUCUCCAAGAAGAUGUGAUUAUAAUAGGGAGCCAAGAACGGUGACUCCUAGGGAGGCUAUGGACAUCAAAGAUGAUCCUGCCGAGCUCCAAUUGAAUUUUCUAAAUUGUA